AUGGCGUUGAGAGAAAAUGGCAGCCAGUCGAUCAAACGGACAACAAAACUUCUAGCGAAGGUUGUGUUAAUUCACUCAGAGGACCUAGUAACCCUCUGUGAUAAACUUCCAAAGGUACCUAACCGGGUAAGGAAAUUUAUUCCUUCCUUUUCAACACCGCGCUGAAUAUUUUACAACAGCGUUGUUAUGUUAAAAAAUUUAACUUACCGGUGACUCUAGAGAACAGCCCUUUAAUUCGCAUGUUUCCUGUCUUAUUUUCAGGCAUCAUUAACUCAUACUUUGAUUAAAGCCUAUGGACUUUUGGAAAACACAAGGUAAUUUGAAAUUUCAUAUUAGCGUGGAAAAUACAGUUACUUAAAUCAACUGAAUACAGGGGGUAAGUUUCUAAAGACGCUGUAGUGCUGCGUCGGUGGGCGAGUGUAACAGCAUUAUUUUGGUUUUAACUACUGAGUUGAUGAGUUAAAUGGGCCACCGUAAAGAGUUUCAAAGCUGACGUUUCGAGCGUAAGUCCUUCGUCAGCUUUGAAAGUUUUUUUCCGGUGGCCAAUUUAAAUCAUCAACUCAGUUGAUAAAAUCAAAAUUACCUAUUAAAUGUCCUUGUUCAUCAACACUACCUUUAAUUAUUUGGAUAAAAUUAACUUGAAAUGUAUGGGCACUCGUAGUAAGGAAAAGCCUUAUUUUAGUCUAAGUUUUCUUGAAUGAAGAAUCCCUCCUUGUUUUGAAUCAUAAAGAUAUUUUUUUUACACAAACUGAAAUUCAAUUAUAGGAAUUUGAAAAUAAAGGUAUCAGUACCUGUUCAAGAAACAGGUUUUCCAUGUAUCCAUGACAGGGUCAAUUAAUUUUUCUCCUCUCAAUGUCACCUAAUUUUUCACAACAAAUAAUCUUAAAAAUUUCUUUAAAAAAUUUAAUUUUAAAACCCAUAUUGAAUUUUUUUUUGUAAAUGAAUGAUCACUGCUUCUGUUUAUCAUCUUCUCAAAAUCGAAUAGUAAUGUGUUAGUCACUUUCAUGAGAAAACAAUUUCCCUGCUUGAGGUGUCUCUGAAUGAGUAAUGAGUUGUAGGUAAGCAUCAUAGCAGCAUUUCAGUUGGUUAAAUGAUGGGCUGCCUUUUGUGAGCUCAAGGGUUUGAGCCCCAAACAAGUUAGAUCUAACUGGCUAGGAGCUGUUGUAUGUUUUUGUUAGGUUUUCUGGGCUUGACCAUGCAUUGCACACAUCAAUGUUAUUAACUGAUGAAAUCAUCCUCUUAAUUUACUCAUUCACAAUAUACAAACAAAACAAUGGAUUGAUCAUGCACAGGGAGCACAAACAAUUGCACCUCUGCUUCCCUUCCUAAGUUCUGAUAGGGUUCCUAAUCAGUCACCUACUUCUAACAAUAACAUGACCAGAAGUCAGGGUCUUUAAAUAUCUGUACAUGCAUUGCCUAAUUGCAAUGACAUAUCCCUUUGAUUAGAUGGACAAUUUAGCCAUUCUGGUUAGAGAUUAUGAACUGUAAGCUGAGUUUUUUAGUGAGGAGGGGUUGGAGGAGUUGUAUAGCUUGAAGCUAAUCUGGUAAAAGAGUUUGUUAUCAGCAAGUAGACCUAAAUUUCCAACAUGUUUAGCAAUUUUUUCCCACAAAUUAUUCAAAUAAGUAGAAUUUGUAAUUGCUGUUUUGAUUUGUGUAACACACGAAUACAUAUUUACACUGUACUAGUUGUUACACUUACAAGAAUGUCAACUUUUUGAUAGAGUUGUUAAACCUCGGCAAGCCUCUGCACAUGAGCUUUCAUCAUUUCACUCUUUGGACUAUGUUAAGUGCUUAGAAAAGCUUUCAAGUAACUGCAAUGAUGAGGAAAUGGAAGAAACAGCUGGGGAAUAUGGCUUAGGUAUGUCAGAAAUUAAUAAUUGAUACUUUACAUUGUGUAUGGUUGAUGUUUUGGGAUCAGCAAUAGAUCUAGUCAGUAGUUACUGUACGAGAGUGCUUCUGAUAGUAACAAGAAAGAAAAAACAUUGUUUCAACUCAUUUCUAUUUUGUUCCAGGGUUUGACUGUCCCCUCUUUGAAGAUUUGUUGGAUUGUAUGUCCGUUAUUGCCGGCGGUACACUCACUGCUGCAGAGAUGUUAAUCAAACAGGAAUGCUCCAUAGCAAUCAAUUGGCAAGGAGGCUGGCAUCAUGCCCAAAGGUGUGAGGAGCAAAUUUCUGUAGUUGUAACCAUAGUUUUCAGGGUUUUUUUUUUUUUUGCUUUUUUAUAAUUUUUACUAUUUGUUGUUUUUGAAAAAUGAAAAUGUUGUAUGAUAGUGACAAGUGUGGCUGUUGUAAGAAUCUUUUUUUCCACAAAACUAAUCCAGCUCCAUAACCAAAAAAAAAUAAUUUCAAACAAGGUAAAUUGUUAUUUUGAGCAUCCCCUGCAUAAUUACAUAUUUAUUUUAAGUUGUUGGUUCACCCUUGUCCUCACCAUGUCCCUACAUUAUCCCACAAACCUGUGAUGAGGAUAGAAAAAGUUAUCACUUAGGGAGGCCCCAUGUUCAAUUCCCAAAUAAAUACUUCUUACUAAAGAUUGUUUAGCAGAAGUAGAGGGAAAAUGAUGAAUCAGCCUUUAUACACAUUCUCCAAACUGUUCAUUGUAUAUCUUUACAUAUCAUUUCUAAGGUGCUGACAAGGAUAAUUUGUUUAACAAUUAGAGUUGUUUUAUUUGGUUAUUGUUACCUCUAUUCAUAUGACCUUCAUGUUUGAUUCAGGGUGAUACAUUUGUAGGGAUAAAUUAGAUGCUAGUCGUUCUUAAGGUUUGAAGAUUCAAGAGAGGGAUCAAAGGACAAAGUCCUGCCCAUAAAAUUCAAAAGAUCAUUUCAAAGCAAAAUCAGUUUCUUUAGCUUGAAAUUCAGGAACAACUUUUUUUCUUGCUAGGAAUGAAGCAUCUGGAUUCUGCUACAUCAAUGAUGUUGUCUUAGGAAUUUUAAAGUUGAGAGAGAAGUUUGACAGGAUUCUCUAUGUUGACAUUGAUCUUCACCAUGGGGAUGGUUUGUAUAUUAUCAAUGCUUAGAAGUAGCUUGCAUAUUCCAAAGGUUCUUCAUUACUCAUCAAAAUAUUUUAUUUCAGUAAAAUAUCCAUUACAAAUUUUGUUUGCAGGGGUUGAGGAUGCUUUUUCUUUUACCUCAAAAGUGAUGUCAGUGUCAUUUCAUAAAUUUUCCCCAGGAUUUUUCCCAGGUAAUAUGCUACAAUUUUAUUUGUUUAUGUUCAUCACUGUCCUUCCUACUUUGCUGUAUGAGCAUACUUCUGUUUGUUGGGCGAAAAGCUGGCAAACAUUAAAGAGUGAACUGUUUAAUUUCAUUUUUAAAAAUAUUUCAUGUAUUUGCAGGUACAGGUGCAAGUCAAGAUGUGGGUUUAGGCAAAGGAAAGUAUUACACUGUAAAUGUACCCCUGAAGGAUGGAAUUACUGACAAGCCUUUCAUAGAAAUAUUUUCAAGGUAAUUUGUCAUGGUAUUCCUUUAUUUGUUUUUUCUGUCAUUUAUUUAUCUAUUUGUUAUAAUUUUCUUAUUUCUUAAUUUUUUCUGAUUGCAUUUUGUAGGGUCAUGUCAGAAGUUAAGAAGAGAUUCAAGGCAAGCGCAGUUGUUUGUCAGUGUGGAGUUGAUACACUAGCUGGUGAUCCUAUGGCCUCUUUUAACCUCACUCAAUAUAGCAUUGGAGAAUGCAUCAAAUACUUGAUGGAAUGGAACUUGCCUUUGUUAUUACUGGGAGGAGGUAAGUCAUCUGGCCCCUUGAAAGUGGAAGGCCUGAGGUUUCUGCCAGUCCUCUUUGGGGACCCAGAGGUGUUCAUCAUCCCAUGAAAACUAUCAAAAAUACCAAGUCUUUGUACUUCUGGUAAAUGUUACAACAUGAUAAAGAGAAUGGUCCAGGGAUAACUUAAAUCCAGGCAGCAGUGUUACAUUCAGAUGUUAUCUGACAUGAAUUUUUCAUUUUUUAGGUGGGUACAAUGUCAAGAAUUCUGCAAAGUGCUGGACGUAUCUGACUGGUGUGGCUCUCAAUCAACAGUUGUCACUUGAUAUCCCAGAACAUGAGGUAACACUUGUGGCAAAGGCAAAAUCUGCUUUGGUUGUCUUAAUAGUUAAGUAAAUAGUUCCAUUUUAAAAAUUAUGUCUUUUGCAGUAUUUCCUGGCCUAUGGACCAGACUACCAACUCCAUAUUCCUGCAGGAAGGAGGAAAGAUAUGAACACCCCAGAAGAUAUCACAAAUCUUCUUAACACUGUAACAGGUAUUCAGAACGCAAACAUACAUGAGCCAUUUAAGUUUCAACAACAAUAA
Molecule: messenger RNA, 4271 nt
Organism: Pocillopora meandrina
Lineage: Eukaryota; Metazoa; Cnidaria; Anthozoa; Scleractinia; Pocilloporidae
Source: the annotation of a GenBank genome assembly